AUGAGUAGAGCACUCAACCAGAUCUCCAAAUCACCUUUCACACGCAAGAUUGAGGGAGAAAGACUUCCUCGACAGUUCACUCAGCCCAUGUUCACCAUGUACAAUGGUCGAAUGGACUUUGUAGAACAUGUUAGCCAUUUCAAUCAAAGAAUGACUGUGCACUCCAAGAAUGAAACCUUGAUGUGCAAGGUAUUCCCAUCCAGUUUAGGACCUGUGGCGAUGAGGUGGUAUGAUGGUCUAGGUACAGGUUCCAUUGGUUCCUACAAGGAACUCACUCAGGCGUUUGGAUCCCGCUUUAUCAUGUGCAGCAGGGUUCCUCAGCCCAUAGAUUCCUUGUUGUCCCUGUCCAUGAGAGAGGGGGAGGCCUUGAAAACAUAUUUGAACAGAUGCUGGGAGAUGUUCAAUGAAAUAGAUGGUGACUUUGACGACGUGGCCAUCAAGACUUUCAAGGUCGGCCUGCUUGCCGAGCACAACUUAAGGAAGUCUUUGAUUGGGAAGCCCGUUACCAGUGUAUGCCAGUUCAUGGAUCGGAUUGAUAAGUAUAAAAGGGUCAAGGAGGACCAACAAUAA
Messenger RNA from Quercus robur (English oak), 570 nucleotides. RefSeq lists its product as uncharacterized. The transcript has a single exon. Lineage: Eukaryota; Viridiplantae; Streptophyta; Magnoliopsida; Fagales; Fagaceae. The record is from RefSeq and is a predicted model, not a curated record. Bases 1 to 570 code for a protein of 189 amino acids.